UCGAAAGGGUAUAAAACCCAAUGCCUGUGGACAAAAUUUUACAUUCACAAAUCAUCAAGCUUUAUCCAAAGUCUUAGUUUUAUCUACCUCAUCUUUCGCCAUUUCUAAUAUGCAGAUCAUCUCCAUCCUCCUCGUCGCCGCAUCCGCCGUUCUUGCCCAGCAGGUCGGCAGCACUGCAGGUGACACUAUUUCCGGCGGUCCUGUUGCCAUCAGCUCCUCCAAUAUCAACAAUGGUGACCAGAUCAAGAAUUCGCUCGUCAACUCUGGUGUCUCAGGUGGCAACACCUUCUCUGGCAUCUCCAACAGUGCCUUCAACAGUGCCUUCAACAAUCAGGUAUCUGAGGGCAACAACUUUGUGAACUCGCAGAAGACCGAAAUCAAAGGCAAUGAUGGCACUACCGUUAGCGGCCAGGGCAACACCGUUGGCAGCAGCUUUGGCCCUGGAUAUAUCCCGAAUUUACCUGUCAAUUUCCUUUAUCCUAUUCCUGUUGUUGUUGCUGCGCCUGCCAACUACCGCAAGCGCAAUCUGAUUGCUGUCAGGGCCAUUUAGUACGGCCUUCUUGACUUACCCGGUUUUGGUCUAUGGAUACUAUGUAAUUUUCUGAGAGUGGUUUAUGUUGGGUGAAUAUCAAAUUCACCCAGAUUGGUUAUCUGCAUAGCCACCUAACUAGCAUUUGCAUAUUUGCAUACAUUAAUGUUAUAAUAAAAUAUAAUAAGAUAAAC
Kickxella alabastrina is the source of this 723-nucleotide messenger RNA. RefSeq lists its product as uncharacterized. NCBI's taxonomy places the organism in Eukaryota, Fungi, Kickxellomycota, Kickxellomycetes, Kickxellales, Kickxellaceae. The record is from RefSeq and is a predicted model, not a curated record. The transcript has a single exon. The coding region runs from base 110 to 550 and encodes 146 amino acids.